Messenger RNA from Fusarium vanettenii 77-13-4, 585 nucleotides. RefSeq lists its product as uncharacterized. Lineage: Eukaryota; Fungi; Ascomycota; Sordariomycetes; Hypocreales; Nectriaceae. The coding region runs from base 1 to 585 and encodes 194 amino acids. The record is from RefSeq and is a predicted model, not a curated record. The transcript is spliced from 3 exons.
AUGAAGUUCCUCUCUCUUCUCCUCGCCGCCCCGGCUCUCGUCUUUGCCAGAGACCUGAGCAGUGAAGUCGUCAAGGGUACUUCUACCCACUAUGGCGGUAACCUGAACGGAGGCACUUGCUCCUUCGUGUCUUACUCGCUUCCCGCCGGCAUCUACGGAACUGCCUUUUCCGGCUCCAACUGGAACUUGGCUGGCAACUGUGGUGCCUGUAUCGAGGUUACUGGCCCUAACGGCAAGAAGAUCAAGACCAUGAUUGUUGACAAGUGCCCCGAGUGCGACAAGGGCCACCUGGAUCUCUUCCAGAACACCUUUGACGCUGUUGGCGGAUCCAACGGUCUCUGGUGGUUCAGCAUGCAGGUCCGCAACAGCAACGUCCCCGUCAAGAGCCUCGAGGUCAGCACCGACGGCGGCAAGUCGUGGAAGGGCACCACCCGUCGGGACUACAACUUUUUCGAGAACCCCAGCGGCUUCGGAACUCAGACUGUCGAUGUCCGUGUCACUGGCUCUACUGGCGCUACCAUCAUUGUCAAGAACGUCAGCGUUGAGCCCAUGAAGGAGACCAAGGCCGGCUCCAACUUCCCUUAA